AUGGCAACGAUGCUGGCGCGCCGCAGUGUGCUCGGGCUUACUCGGACCUUCUCCAGCCGCCGAGGCGCCAAGCGUGCAGGGCGCCCGUCCUAUGGAGAAGACAGCGACGCUUUUAGCAUGGGCAGUGCGAUGAGUCUCAAGGCAAUCGACCGAGUCCUCGACGACGAAGCGCGCCGGAUACGUGGCGAGCCAUCGCGCGACGAAGGCCGGCAGCGCCGAUGGGCCGCAGCCAUGGAGAAGAAGAACGCGCGCAAGCAAUCGCUCGACUACUUGCAGCAGCCGCUCUUCCGCAGUGGCAGUGUCGCUGGCAAAACCUUUGGCGGCCGAUCGCUCUUGGACUACGUCUCUGUCGCCUCGGGGUUGUUUCCGGGACCCAUUCACAUCAUCGCGACGCCCGACGACGAAGCACCGUUCGCUGCCGCGCUUGCGUCCAUGCGCGUCGUCGGUAUCGACUGCGAGUCGCGACCCCAAAUGUUUGGCCGGUACGACCCGCCCGUAGCCAUGGUGCAAGUCGCCAGCCACGACCUCUCGCUGCUGUACCGCAUUCGAUACACCUCCGCGCAAGACGGCCUCACGGUUAUCCAGCCAACGUUUCCUGCGCUCCAGGCGCUGCUCGCAGACGCGAACAUUGUCAAGAUCGGCCACGGCUGCAAGUCGGACUUCCAGGGCAUCCAAAAGGACGGUAUCGCGCCUGUGAUUCGGUCGACGCUCGAUACGCUACCCGUUGCGUCCGGCAUUGGGUGUCUGAAGCCCAACCUUGCCGCCUUGGGACUCAUCUGGCAAAGCCUCCGCAUCGACAAAGCGAUGCAGACAUCAGACUGGGAGUGCUCAGAGCUCUCGUUGGCGCAGAUCCAGUACGCAGCGACGGACGCGUGGAUGGCUCGCCAAGUGAUGCUCUCGAUGCUCCAAAUUUCCGCCAGCCACAAGCUCGUGCACGUCGUCGACUACCUUCCGGACGGCCGCGUUCACAGAGCGAAAAACUCUCGGGAGACAAUCACGCAGCUGUGUGUCCUUGCGCAGGCAGAAGGCAUCAACCGUGCGUGGGAACCCGCUCUCGCGUUGUCGAUGCCGACCAACGACGACAUUUACACAAUGUAG
Messenger RNA from Saprolegnia diclina VS20, 1098 nucleotides. RefSeq lists its product as hypothetical. The record is from RefSeq and is a predicted model, not a curated record. Gene Ontology annotation, cellular component: nucleus; cytoplasm. Gene Ontology annotation, biological process: nucleobase-containing compound metabolic process. Lineage: Eukaryota; Oomycota; Saprolegniomycetes; Saprolegniales; Saprolegniaceae. Bases 1 to 1098 code for a protein of 365 amino acids. The transcript is spliced from 3 exons. Gene Ontology annotation, molecular function: 3'-5' exonuclease activity; nucleic acid binding.